AUGCCAUGACCACUUCAACGGGCAUUAGUGAGUGAGUAUUAAUGGAGUUAUAUGUUCUAGAAAAUAGAUUUGAUGGAAGCUGACCUGCUUUCUUUGUUUAUCUAUUACAAAUACUUUUUAAACACGAACUGCAUGUAUUAUGGUGUUCUGAUGGCAUAUGGAGGUCUUCAAGAUUUUCUGAAAGACAAAAAUCCAGACUACACAGAAAAAAUGGUCCAAAAUAAUGUGAUGCCACUAUAUUCAUCUGCAUCUUGUUCACCUUAUUUGCUUGAUACUGCAAAUUGGCUUCUUGGAGAACUUGUAUCCUACUUACCUCAGCAAAUGAAUGCAGAUAUGUAUAAUGCGCUUCUCAAGGCAAUGGUGAUGCCUGAUGAAGAUGAUAUAAAUUGCUAUCCAGUCCGUACGUCUGCUGCUGCUGCUAUUGGAGAAUUGCUUGAGUCUUUCUAUGGGCCACCUAAAUGGUUGCCGCUUCUGAAAAUAUUGGUUGGAGUGGUGAAUGAAGAUGAUGAAAACAUAGCCUCUCUUAUGUUCCAUCUUUUGAUGAAUGUAGUGACUUUAGGCGAUCAUAAGAUUACAUGUCAUAUACCUAUGCUAGUGUCAGCAAUAUCUGCUGCUAUUCCAAAGCACGUGCCACCUAGUCCAGAACCAUGGCCACAGGUUUUUGAACCAGCAUUUGCUGCUUUAGCAGCAACUAGUCGUACUUGGGUUGAUUCAGUUCCUGAAGAGGAAGAUCCAAAUGAAACUGCCCAUGAAUGGAAGACUGGUACGGCUACUGUGGUUGGAGCGUUGGCUUGUUUACUACAAAAAGUUUGGCUGUCACCUGUACAAGCAUCAAACAGAGGGAUUGACAUUUCCCUUCCACCAUCGUCAUGCUUAGAUGCAGUUUCUUCAAUACUUGGCGCUCUGAUGAAGCUUAUUAUAGACAAGUCUCAGUUAUUUCAUUUGAGAAUUGAAGAGCUGCUAGUGAUAUGGUCACAGCUGAUAGCAGAGUGGGACGCUUGGAAGGAAAUGGAGGACAUGGCUGUCUUUGCUGCUAUUGAGGAAGUCGUUGUCGUUGUUAAGAAGUAUGAGUUGAAAUCAUUUUUGGUGAGAACGCCUCUACCUCCACCUUCACCACCUGCUCCUCCAUGUUCUAUAAUACGCAUUGGAGCUUUCCUUGCUAAGGCCAUUUCAGCAUAUCCUUCUGCAACAUGGAGAGCAUGCUCAUGUGCACAUAUGUUGCUGCACUUGCCCAGUUUAUCACUCCAAACUGAAGAUGUGAAAAAAGCACUUAUUUUCAGCUUCACCCAUGCAUCUUUUUCACAUUUCAAGGGCAUUCAGCAUAAGCCCUUUGCUUUGUGGAAACCUCUUUUGAUACUUAUUGGGGCAUGUUAUGUAUCUGAUCCUGAUUAUGUUGAGAGAAUAUUGGAAAAGGAUGUGGAAAAUGGAUGUACGAUUUGGGCGUCAGGGAUGGCAUGUAUCUCUUCCAUGUCGUUUGAUCCAAGUCUUUCAUCUAGGUCUGAGAUUAAGUUAGCUGGGUUGACCAGCUUUUCUUGAGAGAUGGAUGUCCUCAUCAGAACAAGAUGCUGGGAUUGUAGGAAAAUGCUUUGCAUCUCUGACAGAAGCCCUUAUUUAUUUAAAAGAAGUUGAAGAUAAUAAUGGUGAAAGUGGUACGGAUGAUGUGACUGAGGAAGAUGAAGAAACUGACACAGAUGAGGAUUCUAAUGAUGAUGAUGAAGAAACAGAGGAAGAGUUCUUGGAGAGAUAUGAACAAGCAACUUCAGGAAAUGUUGAUGUAACUACCAUAGAUGAGGGUGAUGUGGAAGAUCAAACCCAAGAAAUCGAGUUGGGUCACCAAUCUCUGUGCUGUUGGGAAUUUCAGACAUUACUAACAGUCUCACCAGCUGAAAGUAAUAGGUUAUCGCCUCAAGAGGGUGCCGAUAGGUAGUAUCAACCCACAAAACCCUCCAAUAGGUGCCUUCCUAACUCUUUGAGGUUGUGACUAAACGGCUUAAGCUCCGAGCUUUCGAUUCAAUCAAUC
Molecule: messenger RNA, 2020 nt
Organism: Nymphaea colorata (pocket water lily)
Lineage: Eukaryota; Viridiplantae; Streptophyta; Magnoliopsida; Nymphaeales; Nymphaeaceae
Exons: 10
Coding region: 73-1536 (487 amino acids)
Biological process (GO): protein import into nucleus
Cellular component (GO): cytosol; nuclear envelope
Source: RefSeq, a predicted model, not a curated record